AAGACAAAGAAUUUAGAAAAAGUUUUGUUUGUCUUAUUUACCUGCAUAAGAUUGCACUUGAUGGAUACAAAAAAGCUGAUAAAGAAGUUAAAAGUUUAAAAAUAGAGAGGAAUGAAUUGAGUGAAAGCAACAAUCAAUUAAAAGAAAAGAAUACUAUUUUAGAAAAGAACAUUGAAAAUUUAGAAGUGGAACAAAAGAAACUAGAAGCAACAGUGUCAGAAAUCACUGAACAAAAAGAUGCUGAUUUAGCAAAGGCUUAUCAGCGGGUGAAGGAGUUAGAAGAUAUUUUACUAGUCAAGAAUAGCCAAAUCAAGAACCUUAAAGAAA
Entrophospora candida is the source of this 327-nucleotide messenger RNA. NCBI's taxonomy places the organism in Eukaryota, Fungi, Glomeromycota, Glomeromycetes, Entrophosporales, Entrophosporaceae. The record is from the annotation of a GenBank genome assembly.